AACUUCCUUAGAACAACACAAAUAUAUCAUGCAAUAAGACCAAAGAAGAUUGUCACAAUCGACACAACAUCCUCUUUAGAGGAUAUAUUACAAUUGUUUGAUGAGAAUGGAAUUGUCGCCUCUCCAGUAUACGACCCAAACACCAGUAAAGUGAUAGCUGUACUGGAUAUGAUGGACAUAGUGGACUUUAUUAUAAACUUUGUAGGUUUACAAAUAUCAGAUGUACAACAAUUGUUAAAGUCAAACCCAAGGAAAUUCUUUGAGAUACUGGAAUGUUGUGGAGGAUUGUUCUCCGACAGUCCAGCAAUCAAUAUUAUAGCCAAUAGAAAGAAUAACCUGUUAACAAUAAGGGAGAAUGAUUCUUGUCUGUCUGCUAUAGAAUCAAUGACUGAAAAGAUCACUCGUUUAUUCAUUGUUGAUCAUAAUACUACAAUAGUAAACUUGGUAAGCGAAACAGAUAUUUUGGCGAUUAUAGCACAGAAUAUUCAUAUUUUAGAGUAUGUAUAUAAA
Molecule: messenger RNA, 510 nt
Organism: Acytostelium subglobosum LB1
Lineage: Eukaryota; Evosea; Eumycetozoa; Acytosteliales; Acytosteliaceae
Exons: 2
Source: RefSeq, a predicted model, not a curated record